Sitophilus oryzae (rice weevil) is the source of this 1329-nucleotide messenger RNA. RefSeq names its product mucin-5AC-like. The transcript is spliced from 4 exons. The record is from RefSeq and is a predicted model, not a curated record. Bases 148 to 852 code for a protein of 234 amino acids. NCBI's taxonomy places the organism in Eukaryota, Metazoa, Arthropoda, Insecta, Coleoptera, Curculionidae.
AAAUACGGUAAUCGCUUAAUUCCCAAUCAGACUAAAAUCCAAAUCGAGUAAACAUCUGCAAACCGCAAAUCGUUCAACGAACGCUUAUAAAAAUAAGAAACAGAUAAUGUUAGAGCUUAGUUCAAGAGAACAAAUAAGAUAAAGAAGAUGUCUCAUAAUAUGGGAAAGUUGCAAGUGUUGAUAUUUCUUUUGGUUGUCGUAUUUGUCGCGAACGUAAAACAUGUUUCUAGUCGCGUAUAUGGUUUAUACAACCCUGGACUAAAAUUUGAUUCUGACUUUAGUGAUAGCGAUGAUGAGUUUUCUGAUGAGUUCGAUGUCCAUAAUCACUGGGGUCGAUUAGGUUUUCACCACCACCGUCGCAUUGACGAUGACAGUAUAGAAUACCCUCCACACAAACAUUUUGGGCAUGGACACCAUCACUUUGGUCAUGGAUGCAAUCGUAGAAAAUCGACAACACCAACUCCCUCAGAAACCACAACUCUAUCAACAAUUUCUACCAUAUCUACAACUGCAUAUAAAAAAACCACUGCCUCUUUCUAUCCUAGUAUAGAUCCAAGAGUAACAACAAUUACAGCACCAAAGGUAACAUCAACUGAUAGGAGUAUUGUCCCAUCCAGUGAAGAGCCAAGAGUAUCAACACCUAGAGCACCAAAGACUGAAUCAGCCGAAGAAAUGACUGUUUCACCCAAUGUAGAGCAAAAAGUAUCAACACCUAGAGCACCAAAGACAGAAUCAGCCGAAGAAAUGACUGUUUCACCCAGUGUAGAGCGAAAAGUAUCAACAUCUAGGACACCUAAAAUUGAUAUUAGAGUUAGAGAAGACCUACCAGAUGAUACAGUACCAACACAGUAGAAUAGAGACAAACUACAUAACCAACAAACUUUAAUCAUGAAACCUAAAAGAUAAAUCUGCUCUGAUUUUUAAAUCUUGAAUAUGUUUUAAAUCCAUUCAUUUACUGUUAACCUUUAAAAAUGUUUUUUUUCAAAACGUCACAAAAGUAUUAACUUUUGCGUCUUGACUGACAAUAUAAAAAGUCAUUUUAACGCCUAGGCAUAAAAGUACGAAUCCUCUUUUUAUAUUAUUAGGAACAUUAGGAACGUUUAAAAUUGUUUAAAGAAAUUAUUUGUGACGUUUAAAAAAAAAUAGCUUGUUCUAUUCGGAGUAAAAAUAACUUUUUGUGCCUAGCCUGUAAUGGCAAACGUACAGCCUCGCCACAAAAGGUAUCAUUUUUACUCCUAAUGAAACAAUAUACUAUUUUUUUUAAUUUCACAAAAGAAACAGAGAAUAUGACUGAUGGUGAAUAUUUAUCUAAUAAAACAAUAUUUUUUC